Molecule: messenger RNA, 4436 nt
Organism: Bombyx mori (domestic silkworm)
Lineage: Eukaryota; Metazoa; Arthropoda; Insecta; Lepidoptera; Bombycidae
Product: CUB and sushi domain-containing protein 3
Exons: 11
Coding region: 156-2639 (827 amino acids)
Source: RefSeq, a predicted model, not a curated record
UGACUUCGUCUAAUAAAAAAUACAUAGCGUCUGUUCUUGCGCACCUGUGCCGAAGUAAGCUCAGUCGAAUCACGACAGCCGCGCCGUCGCACGCGCCAUGCAACCUGACGCGUCCCCGCGAGUGUUAUAACGGUACCAAGUUAGUGUGAAUUACGAUGGAUGUGCUGUACUUGAUUGUCAUCUUGCUGCAAGGCUAUGUAUCGGCAGCUUGUAACUUCCCGGGAGCGCCGGCCCAUUGCCACGUGACGUUCUCCAACGACAGCCUGACAGAAGGCACCUCUGCCUGGUACGAAUGUGAUCGAGGCUUCGAACUGCUCGGUCCCUCUAGGAGGGUGUGUACGAGAGAUGGAACGUGGAUUCCUGAGGGAAUACCGUUUUGCGUUCUAAACGUGGCAGCCGGGAAGGCACCAAUGCAAAUUUCAACGGAAGACAGUGGAGUACCACAGCGUGCGUUGGACGGCAGCACAUCGGCUACCUUCAGCGCUGAGACUUGCUCGCUGACUAAACAAGAGCGUGUGCCCUGGUGGUACGUUAACCUCCUCGAGCCGUAUAUGGUGCAACUCGUUCGUUUGGACUUCGGGAAGCCUUGUUGUGGAACGAACAAACCCGCUGUCAUUGUCGUGCGCGUCGGUAAUAACAGACCCGAUUUAGGAACGAAUCCGGUCUGCAACCGUUUCACUGGUUUUAUCGAAGAGGGGCAGCCACUCUUUCUGCCUUGCAACCCCCCGAUGCCCGGCGCAUUCGUCAGCGUUCACUUAGAGGGGUCGUCUCCCAGCCAACUGUCGAUCUGCGAGGCUUUCGUUUAUACCGACCAAGCUUUGCCAAUUGAGAGAUGCCCUCAGUUCAGAGAUCAGCCCCCAGGGAGCACGGCGACUUAUAACGGAAAAUGCUAUAUUUUCUACGAUCGGCAGCCGGCUACCUUCAGGGACGCGCUGGGCUUCUGCCGCUCACGAGGAGGAACCCUAGUGGACGAGAGCAACCCCGCUCUGCAAGGGUUCAUCAGCUGGGAGCUAUGGAGACGCCAUCGAAGCGACAGCAGCAGUCAGUACUGGAUGGGUGCCGUCCGCGACCCCCAAGACCCCAACAACUGGAAGUGGGUGAACGGGAAUGACGUCACGGUAUCGUUCUGGAAUGCUCCGGGGGGCGGAGAGGGUUGUGCCAGAUUCGACGGAAGCAAGGGCUGGUUGUGGGCCGACUCUGACUGUCAAGCGAGAUUGAACUACAUUUGUCAGCACCAGCCUAAAACGUGCGGUAGACCGGAGCAGCCUCCGAACUCGACAAUGACAGCUGACAGUUACGAAGUCGGAUCUUCCGUGGAGUACUCCUGCGAUGAAGGUCAUCUACUAGUUGGUGCCACGGUCAGGACAUGUCUGGACACAGGGUUCUAUGAUGAAUUCCCACCAGUGUGUAAGAGAAUCGAGUGCGGUUACCCGGCGGAGAUCCACCACGGCUCCUACGCGCUGAUGAACGGAUCCGUUUCGUAUUUAUCACACGUCCAGUACUCCUGUGAAGCUGGGUACGAGAUGGCCGGACGCUCGCGUCUGGUCUGUGACAUCGACGAGAGAUGGAACGGACCUCCGCCUCGAUGCGACGUGGUGCAGUGCGAAGAUCCUCCACAAAUAUCGAACGGUCAAGUGUCGAUGUCGCACAACGCGUCUGUAUUCGGGUCGGUGGCUGAAUACGAAUGCUCUGAAGGCUUCGUUCUGCAAGGGCCAAGGAGGAUCGCCUGUCUAGCUUCCGGACUGUGGGACAAAUCUCCUCCUCUAUGUCAGCCGGAAGAACGCCCGACGACGACCACGACAACGACCACGGCUCCUCCACCUCCACCUCCCAGUACGAUCUUUACCCCUCCCCGCCUGCCCCCUACAACACCUCGCCUAGUCCUCCCCUCACGUCGCACCACGAUCCGUCCUCUAUCUUCUCCCACGCCGUUCAUCACUCAAGAACCACGUCGCCCUAAGCCCAAGAGUACUACAGAGCGACCCACGACUAAGGGAUACGAACGAUUUCCUGAGAAGAAAGUCACAGUCCCAGACAGUCAGGACUCCGCAACGAGUCACGUCCCUCACAUCAUUGUGGCGAGUCACCCUAGAGAAAAUCAGAUCAUAGGUAGCGGUAACAAUAUCCGCGCCGAACAGAGUCCUGGGGUCAAUGUCCCACAGCCGGUAGAUGGUGAGCGCCGCGAAUCCACCGGUCCUCGGCUGAACAUCGGGGCUGUGGUCGCUCUGGGCGCCUUCGGUGGGCUCGUCUUCUUGAUCGCCAUCAUCACGACCAUCGUCAUCCUCGUUAGAAGUAGGAAGCACAACAAAGGCAAGAGGUACAGGCACCACGUAUCCCCGGACUGCAACACCGUCGCUUCCCUGGACUCCUCAUCGUCGGAGUCCAGGAGUGGCCUCAACAGGUACUACCGCCAGGCUUGGGAGGAGCUGCACGAGGCCACCGGGGCUAAGCACGGUCACAGGAGACAUGAAAGGGAAGCACCGAAGGAUGGGUCUGAGUUGGUUGUGUCCGACGUGCACCCUGCACCUCAUGCGAGGGACAAGAGGCGCCACCAUCACCACCACCACCACCGCGACGCUAGACACCCAGAUUGGCAGCCACCGCACCGUCCGCAUCAUAACCAUAAACCUAGAUAUUAAAAGACUGUUUCGAUACGAUCCCCAACUGCAAACCUUAAAAGGAAAAAACAAUAUUAUGUUUUUUAGUUAGUACCGAAUUCCUUAUUUGGAUUUAUUAUAAUUUUAUGGUAUAUUAUUUAAUACUUCUGUAUUAGAAUGUGAACUUGAUCAAAUUUUCUUUUGGUAAUGUGUAUUAGUAUAUUUUUUAUUGUAGCUUAUACAUAGCUAAAUUUGUUCAAAACUGAUCAAAUGAUAGAGCAAUACUUUAUGACAUUCCAAAAUGGCGCCAAAAAUAACAAGAGUACCAAAUAAAGUUUAGUUUGUUCUGUAUUUUUGUUAAUUAAUCGUCCAACAAUAGAUAAAUUACUGUUUUUUUUUGUUUAUAUUAUAGAAGUUUCUAUGAAUAUUUGAGCCGUAAAUUAAAUAUAAUAGUACAAUAUAUAAAGUCUAACGGAUAUUCCAGUAUUUUAUUAUAAAUUUAUUCUUUCUUUGCUUAGCUAUGAUUACCUUGAUCUUUUCUUAGAGAUAUAUUAUGUUUCUCAUUAUUCUUUACGUAGCAUAGUGGAUAUGACGCAGUAACAAAAUUGUAAAUAACUUAUUUUAUAAAUAAGAUUAGAUUGAAGUUAAUCAUUGUUCACGGCGCUAACUUUCCUGUUUGAUUAAUGUCUAACUUACUUAUGUUUACCUUACACAUUUUGUAAGUUUGAUUGAAACGGCUAAUGAUCAUUUUAAAUUGAGAGAACGGUUAGAGUAUAAAUGUUAAGAAGUUUCGAGUUUUAUAUAUUUAUUUAUUGUUAUUAGCGUUAUGGUACAAAAUAAUUUUAGACAAAAUAUUAAAUACGAAAUUUGCCGCUUCAAAACAUAUGUUCAUGUAAUAUUAUUAUCUAUAAAUAACAAUCAUAUUUUUGUUUGAUUAUAAUUACAUUAUAUACAUUUCAAUUAUACACUUACCAAUAUAACUAAUUUUUUUCUUCUAAUUUGUAAUGAUUGGGUACUUUACUUUUAAUAAGGACAUGAUUAAAUAAAAAAGCUAUUGAUAUAUUUUCUUGGCAAUCUAAUUUAUGGAUUGUUUUAAUCACCUACCUAUGUAUUAUGUCUGUAUUUGAAUAAUUAAGCCUUCCCUGAAAUAUUCGUUUUAAGCGGUAAUAUUUCGCAGAAAGUAAAGGAUUAAAGGAUGUGCCAUCGAACAGGCAAAUACAAUUUAAGAAUUAAUAGUAUAUUCUUAAAAGAAAUGAUUAUUCUUAAGUUAUGUUAUUAUAUUUGACUUUCACGAGUCAUAAAUAUGCUUAAAAGAAAUAUUUGUGUUUCAGUCGUCGUUAUUUUGUACGACGUUACGUAAAUUUUCGUGGUGAAGUUAGACUGAACGUUAAUAAGCAAAGAAUACGAACGCGAAAAUAUAUGUACAGCAAAUGUUUCUUUUAAAUUUGGUAUAGUAAUAACGUAGGUAUUCAUGGCUUUUAAGUUUCUUAAGUUGAAUAUUUACUGGAAAUUGAUUUGUUAUUUAAUGUGUGUAGUAGGUUUGCAAUAAUAAUUCCUCAAAAAGUCUAAUCUAAUUGUAUUAGCAUAAGUAACUGUGCGUCUGUCUAAAACAAGAAUAUCUUCAAUUGAUAUAUUUCAUAUGUAAAUGACUAGAUUACUUUCCAUUUUAUAUUGCUUUUUGUGGAUUAAGGACUGAUUCACCUGUGAGUAAAUCAUUUUAAAGUUGAUUUCCUUUAAUUGUCAAUGAACAUAGAUUGGUGAAUACCUACAAUAAUUGUGUACUGUAUGUAUGAAACUAUAAUAUAAUAAUAUAGUAUUAAAUAUUUGUGAUAAUCAAAA